This is a messenger RNA of Trifolium pratense (red clover), 2534 nucleotides long. RefSeq lists its product as uncharacterized. The transcript has a single exon. NCBI's taxonomy places the organism in Eukaryota, Viridiplantae, Streptophyta, Magnoliopsida, Fabales, Fabaceae. The record is from RefSeq and is a predicted model, not a curated record. Gene Ontology annotation, biological process: meristem development; meristem maintenance. The coding region runs from base 372 to 2177 and encodes 601 amino acids.
AUACUACACUAUUUAUACAUACCUUUUUCUUUUCUUCUCUUUACUCUAUCUUCUUUGACCGAUUGCUAUCACCGCCGCUACCACCAUCGUUGGCCUCGCAUAAGAUCUUUGUAGCGUUGCCCUCUAUCCACUGUUCACUGUUAUCCUCCAUCAUCGGCCGCCACCAUCAUUGUCAAAAUGGAUUACAUGCAGGUCAUUAACAAUUUUGACCCCACCCAAUCAGGUAUUGUUUUAAUUUUAACUCGGUGAGUCGGUGACUCUUCCUAAAUACAAUACUAUAUUAGAAACUUAACGUAGAAGCGUCUUCAAGUCACUUUCACUUUAUUUCAUUCAGAAAAAAAAGAAAAAGAAAAAACUUUUCACUUUCAAAAAUGGAUGAUGACAACAAAACCAUCAUAGAAUCUAGACAAGAACUGAUGGUUUCACCAACAUCCGGUCAAAACCAAACUCUAAGAACUGCCUAUUUCCUCACUCCUCCUUGCAUUAAAGAUUCUCAUUUUCUUCCAACUCAUUUCACCAUUCCCUCUCAAAUCACCACAAAGUUACCCUUAGAAGUUAGGUACAAUGGAUGGAGAAAUCCACAUGAAGAAUGGAUCAAAUGGGUCAAAAAAUUACAACCAAAGUUUGAAUCUUUAUGGUUAAAAACAGGAAUAUACCAUGCAAUCAAAGCUUCAGAAUAUGAAAUCAAAAGGGAUGAUGAGUUGAUUCUUGAACUUGCUAAUAGAUGGUGUUCAAAGACCAACACAUUUGUUUUCCCUUGGGGUGAAACAACAUUAACAUUGGAAGACACAAAGGUUUGUUUUGGUUUUUCUGUUUUAGGUUGUUCUGUUACUACCCCUAUUAUGAACAGUGAACAAAAAGAAGCAGAAGAAGAGUUAUUUGAAGCUAGAAGAAUGUUUAACAGUUCUAGAGGUAAAAAAGUGAAUCAAAGUGCAUGGAUUAAGCAUUUUAUGAAGGGUGAAAGCAAAGUGGAACAUGAAGCUUUUUUGGUUUAUUGGUUGUCAAGGUUUGUGUUUCCUGCUGAUUCUUAUGAUACUAUUUUGAAAAGUGUUUUUCCAAUUGCAAUAAAUUUAGCUUAUGGAACUAGAAUAGCUCUUGCACCUGCUGUUUUAGCUAGUGUUUAUAGAGAUUUAAGUUUGCUUAAUAGCAUUAUUAAAAAUAAUGCUACAAUAACUAUGAAGAGUUUAAGAGUAACUAUUUGUGCACCUUUUCAAUUGGUUCAAGUUUGGGCUUUAGAGAGGUUUCUAGGAUUAAGGCAUGGUUUACCAAAUGUGGCUAGAUGGGGUGGAAAAAAAAUGAUGAAAAAUAAAAACUUGAAAAAGGACUUGGAUUGUGCAGGGUUUAGAGAUGAAUUUUUGUGGAAACCUUAUGAGAAUUCACCGUGUAUUGAGGUGUAUAAUGAAAAAGAUAUGUGGAAAUGUGAUAAUCCUUGUUUAGAUGAAGAGUUAGCGUCGUUUUCUCGGUGUUUGAUGGUAUGUGAGUUGGUUGGUAUGGGAUGUAAAGAGAAGUACUUUCCGCAUCGUGUCGCUAUGCAAUUCGGUAUGGAUCAAGACAUUCCUGGUGAGGUUUCUGUUUGUAAAAAUGAUCCAUGGAUGAGUGAUAGUGAGCCACUGGCAUUGGUAGAUUUCGACUUGUGCAUUGAAUUGUGCUUCAGACUUCCAGGUGUUACUUCUAGAUACUAUGAUUGGUGGAAGAAAUCAAAAUCAAGUCCGGGAGGAGAUAAUAAUACAAUGAAGGUAGAAGAAUCGUAUGACCUACCGCCACCGCCUGGUUUUACUUCCAAGUUUGAGAGAAAUCAAAUGGAUAAUAAUACAAUGAAGGUUGAAGAAUUGUAUGACAUACCGCCACCACCUGGUUUUACUUCCAAGUAUGAGAGAAAUCAAACGGAAGGUUCUGAUAAAAAGGAUAAUUUUGUAGUUUAUGAACUAUCAAGUUCUGAUGAUGAAGUAGUUGCAAAUGGUAAAGGUUUGUCUAGUGCUGAGUUUGACGAGUUUCUAUUAUCAUUUGUGGGCGAUGAAGCAGAAAUGAAUAGUUUAUUUUGUGAUAGAAAUGAUGAAAAUGGAGAAAGUUUUAGUCCUUUUACAUUAGACAUGGCAAAUGAUCUUGAAAACCGGAUUCAGAAGCUUGAAAAAGUGGCUGAUAAGGUUAAAGAAACAAGAUUUGGCUCAAAAGGUUGAAAUUGUUGGAGGCAAUGCCAAGACAUCCUACUCCAAGGUUUGUAACAACAAAACAACUACAAUACUUUUUGCUGCUAUAUAACCAAUUUCACAUGCCUAAUUUUGUGUAAUAGUGUAUAAUUAUUUUCACUAUGUAUGGUGAUCUAUUUUGUCAUGUGAUAGUUCCUUCAACAGUAGGAACUGAACUUAUGUAUAUCUUGGAAAUAUCAAAGUGAAAUCAGGUGUGUAUAUCACUAUCUUUUGAUCAAAAUGGUACUGCUGAAGAACUACUUGUGCAUCAGAGAGUAUUUCAAUUUUGUAAUAGUGGACAACCUGAGUUUAAGCAAUGCUGAAUGAUAUUAAUGGCUAGUUAUUUUU